Glycine soja is the source of this 2892-nucleotide messenger RNA. RefSeq names its product oxysterol-binding protein-related protein 1B-like. The transcript has 10 exons. Bases 139 to 2526 code for a protein of 795 amino acids. Gene Ontology annotation, cellular component: membrane; intracellular membrane-bounded organelle; cytosol. Gene Ontology annotation, molecular function: sterol binding. The record is from RefSeq and is a predicted model, not a curated record. NCBI's taxonomy places the organism in Eukaryota, Viridiplantae, Streptophyta, Magnoliopsida, Fabales, Fabaceae.
ACGAAAAAAAAAAAGUGGGCGAUUUUCGCUCUACGAGGCACCCUUGCAUGGUGUGACCGUUAAGAACGCUAGAAAUCUGAAUCUCGUUUAUGCACUUCAUUCUCAUCAUAACCAACCUAACCUAACCUAACCCUAUCCAUGAAUUCCUUUUGUGGCUCCCAACACCGCACAAAACCCGUUCCAGCUCGAAUCUCCGACCAACCCACUUCAACCUCCUCCUCCUCCGACCACCACCACCCCAUGGCACCGCCCGCCACGUCACCAGUGUUUCGCUUUCGCUCGCUCUCCAGCUGCGCGCACAACCGCCCCUCCCCCUUGUCCUCCUCCUUCACCGCCACAACCGUGAAGCGAUCCACCUCCGUGAGGUUCACGCGACAGCACACCGCCACGCGCAACGAGGUCAUGCUGAAGGACAUCGUCGGGAGCGGCAUCUCCGGAAUAUUAUACAAGUGGGUGAACUACGGGCGCGGGUGGCGCCCCCGCUGGUUCGUCCUCCACGACGGUGUUUUGUCCUACUACAAUAUCCACGGCCCUGAUAAGCUAGUCCUCAACCACGAGGUCGAGGCCGAGGCCAUGGUCAUUGGCGAAGAGUCCCUCCGCCGCAUCAACAGCCACCGCCAUUGCCCCUCUCGCAACCACAAACCCGUCAGCGAAAUUCACCUCAUGGUGUGUUCGGUGAGGGAGAACAGGUCAGAUGAGAGGAGGUUUUCUGUGUGUACGGGGACAAAGAAGAGGCUGCAUUUGAGGGCGGAGAGCAAGGAAGACAGAGCCACCUGGGUGGAGGCAAUGAUGGCCGUCAAGGACUUGUUUCCUCGCUUGUCCAAUGCAGAGGCUAUGUCACCCGUGGCCUCGGUGCUAGUUUCCACAGAGAGGUUGAGAGAUCGGCUUUUAAUGGAGGGUGUGAGUGAAACUGCUAUCAGGGAAAGUGAGGAAAUCAUGAAGUCUGAGUUCUCACAGUUGCAGAAGCAUAUUGUGGCCCUCAAGCAGCAGCAGUCUCUACUUAUGGACACGCUGCGCCAUUUAGAGGCAGAGAAGGUUGACUUGGAGAACACACUUAUUGAGGACCGAAGGCAAUCCAAGGAUGAAACAGAUCCCUAUCUAUCAACGCAAAAAAAGUAUAGUGAGGGAAGUGGUGAUGAUUCUUCUGAAGAGCACUAUAGGAACAAUCACUCAGAAGAUGAGGACGAUGCAUUCUACGAUACAUGUGAUGAUAUUCUAUCAACAGGCUCUGACCACCCGAGAUCCUGCCAUGAUUCUGAAUGUGAGGAGAUUAUUCCAAAUGGUGAUGAAAAAUCCCCCACCGGAUCUGUUGGAUUUAAUCAUCCCCACAUCAAGCGACGAAAGAACUUGCCUGAUCCUGUUGAGAAAGAGAGCAGCGUCAGUCUUUGGUCAAUCAUAAAAGAUAACAUUGGGAAGGAUCUUACAAAAGUUUGUCUUCCAGUUUACUUCAACGAGCCUCUCUCCUCACUGCAGAAAUGUUUUGAAGAUCUUGAGUACUCUUAUCUUCUAGACCAAGCAUAUGAAUGGGGUAAAAUGGGUGACAAUCUAAAGAGGGUGCUGCAUGUGGCUGCAUUUGCAGUUUCAGGGUAUGCUAGCACCAAUGGUAGGAGUUGCAAACCGUUUAAUCCACUGUUGGGUGAGACAUAUGAAGCAGAGUAUCAAGACAAAGGCAUUCGUUUUAUCUCUGAGAAGGUCAGUCAUCACCCAAUGAUUGUUGCAUGCCAUUGUGAGGGAAAAGGCUGGAAAUUUUGGGGUGACAGCAAUUUAAAAAGUAAAUUUUGGGGUCGUUCAAUUCAACUUGAUCCCGUUGGAUUAUUGACGGUAGAAUUUGAUGACGGAGAAGUCUUCCAUUGGAGCAAGGUAACAACAUCCAUUUACAACCUCAUUUUAGGAAAAGUCUACUGUGUCCAUUAUGGUACAAUGCGUGUAGAGGGGAACCGUGAUUAUUUAUGUAAGAUAAAAUUCAAGGAGCAGUCAAUCAUUGAUAGAAACCCUCACCAGAUUCAUGGCGUAGUGGAAGAUAAGAAAGGUAGAACAGUGGCAACUCUGUUUGGGACGUGGGAUGAGAGCUUGCAUUACGUAAUUGGAGGGAAUUCUGGGAAAGGAAAAGGGUCCUCCUAUGUGUCAUCAAAACCACAUGUUUUGUGGAAGCGAAGCCCAACACCAGAGUACCAGACAAGAUAUAACCUCACAGAAUUUGCUAUUACACUAAAUGAAAUCACACCUGGAUUAAAGGAGAAGUUGCCACCGACAGAUUCAAGACUAAGACCUGAUCAAAGGUGUUUGGAGAAUGGACAGCAUGAAAUGGCCAAUUCUGAAAAGUUGCGGCUGGAACAAAGUCAACGGCAGGCACGAAAGGUGCAAGAGAAGGGUUGGAAACCAAGGUGGUUUGCCAAGGAAAAAGGCAGCAACUCUUACCGUUAUGUUGGAGGGUACUGGGAGGCCAGGGAAAAGGGGAACUGGGAAUCUUGUCCUGACAUUUUUGGCCAAGUCUCAACCGAUACUGAUUUUAACCCAACUUCAUAAAUUCUCAAUACUUUUACCUACCUACUCCCCAUACUACCACACCCCUUUUGAUCAUAGCAUAUAUUCAUAACCAUAUUUAUGAUCAUUACUUUUUUUAGCAUUCAACAAAUAUGGUUGAUUAAUGCCUGUUAUGUAUAGGUUACGUAUAGAAAACAGUGGUUCUUACUUCUUCCUCAACAAGGUAACUUCCCAUUUCCCAAUUCCAUCUGACAACAACAGCAAUUUUUCUUACUAUCAGAUACUUAUUUCAAAGUUGGGUCUAUAGAAUGGAUGGAGUGGAGUUUUGUAUGAAAGUCAUAGUUGGUAUACUAAUCAUAUAAAUGCUACAUAUCCACAAUAUGGAGAAAAGCAGGCAAACUCAUUAAA